Messenger RNA from Telopea speciosissima, 1689 nucleotides. RefSeq names its product F-box protein At2g32560-like. NCBI's taxonomy places the organism in Eukaryota, Viridiplantae, Streptophyta, Magnoliopsida, Proteales, Proteaceae. Gene Ontology annotation, molecular function: protein binding. The record is from RefSeq and is a predicted model, not a curated record. The coding region runs from base 99 to 1289 and encodes 396 amino acids. The transcript is spliced from 5 exons.
GGUUGCCAUUGCUUCUUAGCAAUUGGUCCUUCUUUCAGCUUCUAUAUUUUUUGUGCAACAUUAUUUGAAACUGCCCAUCUGAGAACUCCUCAUAUCUGAUGCUUUUCUUCUUGAUAUCUUGCCUUUCAUUUGUUCUCCUCUCUAAGUCCUUCCCUCUCAAGCCUCUCCCACCAUGGGCAAGUGAGAUGAGAUUGAUGUCUCUCUGUUUCUGGAAGGAGUUAUCUUGUUUCUUUUUGUCUUGGUUGAGAAAGAGUUGGCUCAUUGGUUUUUACUUUGAAAACCCAUCAGCUAUCUCCAUGAAAAGGAAGAGUUUUUCUGCAAAAGUGGAAAAUGUGGAGGAGUCAGAGGACACAUCUGUAUUAGAUUUGCCUGAAUUGGCCUUGGAAUGCAUUCUUGGGAAGCUUCUCCCUGAAGGAUUGUGUAAUAUGUCAGGGGUCUGCAGUUCUUUGAGGGAUAGGUGUAGAAGUGAUUACCUCUGGGAGAGGCACAUGAAGGAGAAAUGGGGAAGACUAAUUGGUCGUGCAGCUUCUCGUGAAUGGCAAUGGGAGAUUGCUUCUAAAAAGGAUUCAUGUGUCUUGGAAAGAUGCGGUCGGAAGCGCUUGAUCAGGUCCCUGUCUUGUGCUUGGCUUUUUUCAUGGUUCAAAUCCAAGGUGGAGAGUAGUAAUAAGCAAAAGAGUUCCUUGCCUGCUGAUUCAUUGAUGUCUAGGUAUCUCUCUCUUGAGAGUGGCAAGUUCUGGUUCCCAGGCCAGGUCUACAACCGUGAGCAGAAUGGGCAUGUUGGGUUUAUGUUAUCAUGUUAUGAUGCAGAACUAAGCUAUGAUUCCUGCACAGAUACCUUUCGUGCAAGAUACCCACCACAUGGACAGAGGACCAUUGUGAUAGAGGAUGGUGUGCAAUGGCACAGAUUAAGGGCACCACCUGUUGAUACUCCUCCUCAUGAUCUUUAUGUCUCUGACUGUUUGCCUGAUUUACGCCCAGGUGAUCAUAUUGAGAUUCAGUGGAGAAGAAACAAAGAAUUCCCAUAUGGUUGGUGGUAUGGGGUUGUUGGUCACUUGGAAACAUGCAGCAGGAAUGAGAAUCACUGCAAUUGUUACUCUAGUGAUACUGUCGUCUUGGAGUUCAACCAUUACACUCCAGGAUCACGAUGGAGGCGAGCGUCAAUCAGCAGGAAGGAUCAUCGGGAAGAAGGAAAUGAAGCAGAUGGGUUUUAUGGAGGAAUUAGAAAACUUUACAACAAGGAGGAUAUCUCAAUGUGGAAGCGGCUCUGGCCAACCGAAGUCUUAGAAUAGGUUCCCAUAGCUUAGAGAAAAUUAACUAUAUAUCCGAGCCUAUUUGAUUGAACCGCAGUAAAAGAAUUUAAUAACUCAAUAUAUUGUUUCUUAGAAGAUGGAUAGGCUUUGGUUUUAGAUGGAUGGAUGCGGAGGCCAUGUUUUUUGAUGCGACUGUGGGAAUUCGUAGCCAUUUGAUGCGACUCCUAUCCAUGCUUGAGGCCUCCUUGUCCUUAGUCUUAGUGUCAUUGCAAAUACUACUGUACCAUAUUGACACAUUAUAGAAAUCUAGUGUAACCUGUACAAAACUUAUUCCACCAGUCCACUCAAUUUAUAACCUAACCUUCUUCUCCUAAUUUUAAGCAUUCAUGCAUUACUUGAUUGUAGUCUUCUUGAAGGGAAGGAAACAUCUUUUCUGACA